AGAAGACCCGUUCAACGUUCCAAGUGUGGAUUCCGGAGGUUUUGGUGGUUAUUUGAAGACAUCUUCGAUCGUCGCGGCGAUGGAGAAUCAGGCGCAAGCAGAAGCACUCCCGCCUCCUCCCGACAGCCCCGAUCCCAUGCCUUCGAGCAAGCCCGUCCGCGUCUACGCCGACGGCAUCUACGAUCUCUUCCACUUCGGCCACGCCCGCGCUCUCGAGCAAGCCAAGAAAUCGUUUCCAAAUACUUAUCUGCUCGUCGGAUGUUGCAACGAUGAAAUCACCCACAAGUUCAAGGGCAAGACCGUCAUGACGGCAGAGGAGCGCUACGAAUCGCUUCGUCAUUGCAAAUGGGUAGAUGAAGUUAUUCCUGACGCUCCUUGGGUGGUCACGAAAGAAUUUCUUGACAAGCACAACAUCGAUUUCGUAGCCCAUGACGCUCUUCCUUAUGCUGAUGCCAGUGGAGCUGGAAACGACGUAUAUGAAUUUGUCAAAGCUAUUGGGAAAUUCAAAGAAACCAAGCGCACUGAAGGGAUUUCUACUUCAGACAUCAUAAUGAGGAUCGUCAAAGACUACAACCAGUAUGUGAUGCGGAACUUGGACAGGGGUUAUUCAAGAAAAGAUCUUGGUGUUAGCUAUGUGAAGGAAAAGCGACUGCGGGUGAAUAUGAGACUAAAGAAGCUACAUGAAAAAGUGAGGGAACAACAAGAGAGGAUUCAAACUGUGGCAAAAACUGCUGGCAUGCAUCGGAAUGAGUGGGUUGAAAAUGCGGAUCGCUGGGUUGCUGGAUUUCUCGAAAUGUUUGAAGAAGGUUGCCAUAAGAUGGGCACGGCCAUCAAGGAUCGGAUCCAAGAGAGCUUGAUGCUAUCGAGAGAUUCUGGAUACCUGUUGCAGAACGGGAAGGAUGAGGACGACGGCACCGGUGAAGAUGACGAGUACUUUGAUUACUAUGGACAGGAAGAGUAUGAUGAUAACGAUGAGUAUUACGAAGAGAAAGCAGAGGAAGUGCAGAGAAAGAGCUAAACGUCUCAACUGCCGAGUGCCAGGGAUUUUCCGUUUAGCUUUUGUGUGCUAUUUGUUCAUGGAGUGCAAUAUAUAGCAAGUGCGAGAUCAUAUACACUUAGAUGUAUCCGGUAUACCUUGUCCUUUUUGUUUAGUUUUAUGAAUUGAAGAUUUUACAUAUUAAUUAUU
Rhodamnia argentea is the source of this 1186-nucleotide messenger RNA. RefSeq names its product choline-phosphate cytidylyltransferase 2. Gene Ontology annotation, biological process: CDP-choline pathway. The record is from RefSeq and is a predicted model, not a curated record. The coding region runs from base 80 to 1018 and encodes 312 amino acids. Lineage: Eukaryota; Viridiplantae; Streptophyta; Magnoliopsida; Myrtales; Myrtaceae. The transcript is spliced from 9 exons. Gene Ontology annotation, molecular function: choline-phosphate cytidylyltransferase activity; phosphatidylcholine binding.